AGUAACAAAGAGCUGUCACCAGCGUGGAGAGUGCCAGUAACUAAAUGAACCUUGGUGUGCUAGCUUGGUACAAAAGGGCUUAAUUCAGCCCUGUGGUUGAGCUGAUUACAAAUGGUUGCCACUUCCAAAUGCCAGGGGUGAAAUGGAGGAGGUGGCAGCAGAGAUGUGACGCCAGGGAACGUGGGAGGGAGAUCAAAGAGAUCCCCAUGGCAUGGGAGGGAUGGCAGAGGUGAGGCCAUAGCAGGACGAGAUGUGUUACUGCAGGAGAAGUAGCAGGGAGCCAUGGGCUCUGCCAAAACGAGUAUCAUUUGCUCCCAUAGCUUUGCAGCAGCAUUGGAACCAUCCAAAGGGGGCUAGCAAGGAUGUGGUGCGGGUGCCCUCCCCAUAAAGGCACAGAUGUGCUGGGGGGAUGCAGGGGUGCUUGCUGCACAUGGGGAUGCUAUCUCUGCCGUGUAGUGCUGGUGGAUCCCAGCAGAUGACCACAAGGAACCUGGGUUCCUUGUCAAGUCAGGAGCCCCUUUGUCAGCCACUGCUUAGUUUGUUUCCUUUCUGGCCCCAGCCUUCAUCACUUGUUACUUGUUGCAUGUAAUGCGCAACCCACAAAGGAAAAAGCCCAGUGAUGAACUCUGGCGUCAGGGGUGGAGGCAAAGCUGGGGAGCGGAACUGAGCACUGGUGCAGCCCAGCCUGCUGCUCGCACUGCCCUGCAGAGGCAGGAUGGAGGAUUUGGACGCAUUGCUGGCAGAGCUGGAGCAGAGCUCCCAGCCGGCCCCAACAAGCUACAUGUUGCUGACACCCAGCAGCAUGCAGCAGGAUGCACCUCCAGGCAAGCCCCCAGCUCCCAGCAACCAGAAGCCACUCACAUCAGCAGCCCCAAAGGUGCCACUGCCACCUCGGUCUCAGCCUUCAGGCAAAAGUUUGGAAUCUGUGUACAGCCCCGUGCCGACCCCACAACCACUGCCUGCUUCGCCAGAACCCACAGCGGCCGCCCGGCAGCUGGAUGAACUCCUGGCUGACCUGGGCCAGAUGCAAAGCAAGCUGGCAGCGGUGGGGCAAGGAGCCAGAGCGCCAGCAGCCCCUGAACACUCGCUGGACCACAUGCUGGGUGGCCUGACGCGGGACCUGCAGGAGCUGGGCAUCACCGCUGCUCCUGCCGCCGUCUGCGCCGCCUGCCACAAGCCCAUCGCCGGCAAGAUGUUCACGGCCCUAGGCGAAACCUGGCACCCCGAGCACUUCACCUGUGCCCGCUGUGGGCAGGAGCUGGGCGGGCAGCCCUUCUUUGAGCGUGGGGGGCAGGCGUACUGCGAGGAGGACUACCACCAGGCCUUCUCCCCACGCUGCGCCUACUGCGCUGGACCCAUCCGUGAGAAAGUCCUCACCGCCAUGGACCAGACCUGGCACCCCGAGCAUUUCUUCUGCGCCCAUUGCGGGAAGGUGUUUGGAGAUGAUGGUUUCCAUGAGCGUGGUGGGAAACCCUACUGCUUUCAGGACUUCGUGGUCCUCUUUGCCCCUAAGUGCCAGGGCUGUGAGCGGCCGCUGACGGACAACUACCUGUCGGCCCUGCAGGGCGUCUGGCAUCCUGAGUGCUUCGUCUGCGCGGACUGCUUGAGCAGCUUCACCAAUGGCUCCUUCUUCGAACUGGAGGGCCGGCCCUACUGCGAGCUGCACUUCCACCAGCGGCAGGGCAGCGUGUGCCAUGGCUGCGGGCACCCCAUCACUGGCCGCUGCAUCACAGCUGCUGGGCGCAAGUACCACCCCAAGCACUUCAUCUGUGCCUACUGCCUGAGCCAGCUGCACAAAGGCACCUUCCGUGAGCAUGGUGACAAGAUGUACUGCCAGGCCUGCCAUGACAAGCUCUUCCUUUGAGCUCCAAGUUCUGUGCUUCUAGGAGCUGCUGCUUUGCUUGGCUUCCCUAUCAUCAGCACCAAGAGCAUUGCUCCUGCUGAGCCAAAAAUCCCUAGGAUUGUACCCCUCUCAGCAUCCCCAGCAUUGCCCUAACUGAAGCAAACACCCCGUUGUCCCACCCCUCCACAACCACAGCAUUGUUCCUUUCAUAUGCAACAGUCCUGGCCUUACACCCACAAAACCCCAGCUUUCACUUGAGCAGGCUUCCCUCAGCCACUUCUCUUACAGUCGUUGUUGUUGCCAGAUUGAAAAAAAAAAAAAAAGUGCCUAAGAAGAAAUUGCUAUUUCUUAACUUGUACAAAUAAAUAAAAGUCAAUUAAGUGCUAGAUCGUGCAGAGCUGAAAUCCAGGGAGAGGCACACCAGGAGAAAGAUGUACUCUGAGGCUACACAGUGGUUCAGCUCCUAUUACUGUCUUUCAGCAGACACCAACCCCAGUGGCUGAUGUCCAGCUGAGUAGGAGAGCCCUAGCUGUAAAGCUAAGAAAGAAGAGGUAGCAGCCUCAUAUCCAACACAUACCAACAAAAAGACACACUUUAAAAACUUUAUUUAUAUAAAAAAAUCAUUUUGUUUGAAAAGCGUUACAAGAGUGUGCACAGGAAUCAGACAAGGAACAGUGGGGUGCUCCUGCCCCCUCCACCCUCACCCUGCAGCCAGCUCCCCUGCUCUGUGCAGGAGAGGAGGGAAGGGGGAAGCUUGGUUUUGUGGUUGUUUGUUU
Meleagris gallopavo (turkey) is the source of this 2619-nucleotide messenger RNA. RefSeq names its product leupaxin (gene LPXN). Gene Ontology annotation, molecular function: actin binding; muscle alpha-actinin binding. The record is from RefSeq and is a predicted model, not a curated record. Gene Ontology annotation, biological process: negative regulation of B cell receptor signaling pathway; muscle structure development; actin cytoskeleton organization. NCBI's taxonomy places the organism in Eukaryota, Metazoa, Chordata, Aves, Galliformes, Phasianidae. Gene Ontology annotation, cellular component: stress fiber; adherens junction; filamentous actin.